Seminavis robusta is the source of this 333-nucleotide messenger RNA. Lineage: Eukaryota; Bacillariophyta; Bacillariophyceae; Naviculales; Naviculaceae. The record is from the annotation of a GenBank genome assembly.
AUGUUGAAUCAUGUUCUGAUCGUGUGGGAUACAGAUCCAAGGUUUUUGACACAGAGUGUAGUGGGUUGUCAGCACUUGUUCAAUGUCCCUGGUGCGGCAAUCUUCGCAUUCAUCUUUUCCAGUUCGACAAUUUCCAUGCACAACAUCAUUCACUGUUUUCUUGUCGCGUGGAUUGUCGGCCAUGUUAUUCACUACACAUCGAUUCAGUUCCACAGCUUGCCCGGGAUGAAGAACAUCAUAGAAGUAUGGCAUGAUCCCUUGGAAUGUCAUGGCUCCAUAAAAGGGACCAACAAUGCCACCCCAUCCACCACUGGAUCGAAAGUCUCCUUUUAG